This is a messenger RNA of Paraphaeosphaeria sporulosa, 1019 nucleotides long. RefSeq lists its product as uncharacterized. The record is from RefSeq and is a predicted model, not a curated record. The coding region runs from base 41 to 916 and encodes 291 amino acids. The transcript has a single exon. Lineage: Eukaryota; Fungi; Ascomycota; Dothideomycetes; Pleosporales; Didymosphaeriaceae.
GCUAUCGAGACUAAAGCAACCGAAUUUUCGGAUCGCCAAUAUGAAUACGUCUGACAACUGGUCUGCCCGGAACUGGCAGGACCCACGGAUUGACACCAAGAAUCAACGUAUCGCCGCACUCCUCGUUCCACCAGGGCCACUAGGACCAUUCCACCCGGCCCAUCGCUACGUCCCGCAUCCCGCAGAAACGCCCCUUCAGUCCACCACGCCACUCCUACGCUUCCCAACAGAACUCCACCUCGAAAUCUUCGGCCACAUCCGCGCAGACGGAGACACGUUUGAAGAUACCAGGCUGAUGUCUGAAUCACGCGCGAAACAGGUGUUUGGAGAUCCGCACGCCUGGCUCUGGACUGUGCUCGCACUCCGCGGCACAUCUCGCUUGUUCAGAUACAUGCUUCCACCUCUAACCCACGACGAGCUUCUCGACUUGGAACUCACAUUGCGGGCUACGAGUAGAGGUCUACAGGCAUGCAGAUAUUGCCUUUGCCUCCGCCACACCAGCCACUUCUCUCACGCACAGACCCGGCAACGCGGCGUGCCUAUUGAUGCUGUACUUGGAUGGGCAGGGUACAGCGUCAAGUCGAGAGAGAAGCGGGCAAAGAGGUUCUGCGUGGACUGUGGAUUUGCGAAGGCUAUCAACCCAGAGCUGGAUAUUGGAAAGGUGAGGUAUGGGAAAGGUAGUGAUGUCGUGGUGGGCGAGAGCGAGGGCGAGAGGUGGGUUUGGUGCUGGUGGUGCGAAAAGUUGAAGAGAGGAAAAGAGGCUGGGAUGCUAGGGAAGGAAGCUUGUACUGGUAGCUGCGUUUCGUGUUGCGAAAAGCGUGCAUGCAAGGGUGCAUGUGUGCGCGAAGAGCAGGACAGAAGGAGGACAGCAGCAGAGGAGUGGAUUAUUGAGAGGCGCGAAUUGGAGCUGGACUGAUGAUUAGGUGUGCUAUGUCAGAUGAUCAGUCUGAGAUCAUCUAUCCAAAGGGCUGGGAAUAGAACAUGUAAGUCUGUCCUAAGUGAGAAGAAUUUGACAUCCC